AUGGGUGUACAAUCGGAUCCACCCAAGUCGCUCUAUGCAGCGCCUGGAAAUGAUGCAGACGAAAAUAUGCAAGUCCGCGACCAGCUCCCGCCCAAAACAGACGAGCAUGGAUACCAGAUUAAUGAACAGCCAAUGGGGACGAAGAGGAGGGUAAAGGUCAUUCUCAUGGGAGCGGGCGCCUCAUCUCUAAACUUCUUCAAGAAAGCCGAGGAAGAGAUGGAGAACCUUGAAAUGGUUUGCUACGAAAAGAACAACGACAUUGGGGGUACAUGGCUAGAAAACCGGUACCCUGGAUGUGCGUGUGAUAUCCCGUCUUUCUCCUGGAAGAUCAAGCUUUGGUCGCACUUCUACUCGUACUCGCCUGAGAUAUGGGAAUACUUGAAAUCGAUUGAGCGCGAGAACGACUUCAUCGCCAAGUACAUCAAACUGCGCCACCGUCUGGAGCACGUCGAGUGGGAUGAUGAUGCUGGACUAUGGCGGUGCAAGGUUCGUGAUCUGGAAAAAGACGAGGUUUUCGAAGAUAGUGCCGAGUUCUUCAUUAAUGCUGGUGGUGUCUUGAACAAUUGGAAAUGGCCAGAUAUCCCGGGGUUGUCCGAUUUCAAAGGAAAACUAAUGCACUCUGCAAACUACGAGGAAGGUUAUGAUCUGUCUAAUAAGAGGGUAGCUGUCAUUGGUUCUGGAAGUUCAGGUGUACAAAUCGUUGCGGCUAUACAGCAAAAAGUUGAGCAUCUCUACCACUGGGUGCGAUCACCCAUCUGGAUCACAGCAGGCUUUGCACAAACCUGGGCUGGAAAGAAUGGAGCAAACUUCCGAUACAGCGAAGAACAACUCAAGUACCUAUCCAACAACCCCCAAAAGUAUCUCGAAUACCGCAAACAAAUCGAAAACGAGCUAAACCAGCGCUUCAAAUUCAUCAUCAAAGGCAGCCCAGAAGCCCGUCUAGCCCGCGAAUACGCCGCCACAGAAAUGCGCACAAAGCUAAACCACGACGCCCGUCUGACGGAGAAAAUGAUUCCAAAAAACUUCAACCCAGGGUGUCGUCGUCCAACCCCCGCACCGGGCUACCUCGAAGCCCUCGUCGCCAAAAACACGACCGUCUUCACCGACCCCAUCAAAACCAUCACACCCACCGGCUUCAUCGACCAAGACGGCACCCCCCACACCGUCGACGUAAUAAUCUGCGCCACAGGCUUCAACACCUCAUGGCUCCCGCGCUUUCCCUUCAUCGCCCACGGCCACGACCUACGCUCUGUGUGGGGCACCGAAAACGGGGUAACAUCGUACCUCAGCGUGGGCAUACCAAACUUCCCCAACACGUUUUCCUUCUGCGGCCCCUACGGCCCCCUCGGCCACGGCUCCUUCAUCCCCCUCAUCGAACAAUGGACACGCUACAUCUUCCACGCCAUCACAAAAACCCAAAUCGAAAACAUAAAAUCCCUAACCCCAAAACUUACCCCUUCCCUCCACUUCCGCCAACACGCCGAUCUCUUCCUCAAACGCACGGCGUAG
Messenger RNA from Pyrenophora tritici-repentis Pt-1C-BFP, 1509 nucleotides. The record is from RefSeq and is a predicted model, not a curated record. Lineage: Eukaryota; Fungi; Ascomycota; Dothideomycetes; Pleosporales; Pleosporaceae.